AUGUUUUUCGGAGGUCUACUCUACCUAAAAAAAAAAGUUGGUUUUGCCGUUGACUCAAGUUUGACUUUCCUCAAAAAGGAGAGAUUUUGCGACAUUGAGGUCUACCGUGUAGGUCUACCAUCCGGUAGACCGCAAGUGAGGUCUACUGGUCAACGCAAAAAACUGAGGUCUACCACGGAAGUCUACCCGAGGAAAGUCAAACUUGAGUCAACGGCAAAACAAACUGUUUUCGGUAAUGGUUUGUCUAGCUUCCGUUUAUGGAAAAUGGUGGUGAUGGAAGACAAGUCAUGGCAUUUUGAGAUGGAUAAAGGAAAAGAGGGAGAAUGUUACAUGGAGCUCUAG
Messenger RNA from Microthlaspi erraticum, 342 nucleotides. The record is from the annotation of a GenBank genome assembly. Lineage: Eukaryota; Viridiplantae; Streptophyta; Magnoliopsida; Brassicales; Brassicaceae.